GGUGUUGGAAUUUUUCUGAGAAUAUGAGAAUUUGAGAAAAAAAAACUUUGCCAAAAAAAAGGAUAGACGAGAGAAACAAUUCUGCGUUUCUGCCUGUUGACAUUAUAAUUAUUAUGAAUGAAUAAUGAAUGAUGUACUGUUGGAGGUACAGGUGUAAGUACUGUCGAAAGGUGAAUUAUUGGUAUUUGUUUUAUUUCAGAAUCCGGUAAAGAUUUGCUUUUGGAUGUCAUAUACCUUAACGGUAACGCUCACAACAAGCUUGUUUUAACAAAUGUAGUUACUUUGAGAAUACGAAGUGAUUAUAAUGGUAUUCUUCUAUUCGAUAAGUACCAUUCUACAGCCGGUUAUUCAAAACCGUAUGACAUCGUUGAAGUUGAACUGCCAUUAUUUGAGGCUUUACUCAUUUACCAAGCUUUGAAACAAGUCGAAUUGCCUGCGGCCGAAAGUGUAGUAGAUUUGACCAACAAACUCAAAGUGCAAAUAGCUGAAAGUGAGAAUUUUGCUAGCGAUGGUGUAAAAGCUGAAAAACGGAAUACUGUUCCGCUGAAAUCUACUCACAAUUCGUUGAAGUGGGUUUGCCGGUACGAUGGCUACGGAGUUGAAACGCCAGAACCGUUAUAUACCAGCUUUAUCCAUUGCCAGUGCUAUAAACGAAAGAUUGAAUUGCUUGUUUCCAUCUACUUUUAAUAAUUCUAAUACUAAUAGAGCCUUGAUGUUCAGUGAAGCCAACAGAAGAGAAACGUUUACCAAAUGGCCUCAUAUGGAUUACAAAUGGGCUCUUCCCGAUCAAAUGGCUCAAGAGGGGUUUUACCAUCAACGGAACACGAUUGGUGACGAUCGUGCUAUGUGUUUCACUUGCGUUGUAUGUUUGGUCUGCUGGGAACCGACUGACGAACCUUGGUCUGAACAUGAAAGACAUGCUCCCACAUGUCCUUUCGUUAGAGGUGAAUACACCCAAAAUGCACCGCUCUCAGUGAAUUACGCUACAGCGCCGGCCAUUACCUUAUAAAUGAUCGAGUUUCCUUUGGUACUAGUUCGCUUUCCGAUGUAUUUGUUAGGUUUUCGAAAAAAGGCGUUGUUACGUUGUACAAUUACUCCCGUGUUUUGAAAGUUGUUAUUGAAUUUCAUGUGCCUACCACGUUAUGUGAAUUACGCCAACUACCGAUCCGCAAUACCGAUAUUUUUUCCGAUAUUUGGCAACAAAAUGAUAAAAGUACUUUGGAGAUUUUACAUAUUUAACGAAAACCAUUACCGAGCAUCUUUUACGUCCUACUUUUUCGUACUUCAUAAGUGCUUGUUCUGUGCUGAGUGUUUCCCUUUAUAAUAGAUUAAUAUCCGAUUACGAUGAUUAUAAAGAGAAAACCGGAUGUUUAAUUGUCGACGAUGAACAUAACACCAUUUCCAGCGGACGUGUUCGUCCCUGUGUCGUUGUUGCUGUGAAGAAAACGCAUCAAGAUGUCAUGUUAGGAUGGAACGUAGAAAACCAUACCGCAUCGGUAGAGACGAUGAACAACGUGAAUGAAGCGCUAAACAGUGGUAGCAGCAGCGCCGCAGCUGCAGCCUCCUAAAGAGUGCCGAUACCAAUUACUUUUGGCUGUGUAUGACUUUCAUUACAAAGACGCAGACGACAGCGAUGGUACUUCCAGUAGCGACACUGCUACCAACGAACGAACUAUAAAUUCUUGUAAAACUGCCUCGACCAAGAUGAGUAGCACUGGCACUGGAACAACGAUCUCACGUAAUAAGAAUUGCGAAUAUUACGGUAGCAAGAUUUACGAAACUACUGCCACCUUGUUAGAUGACAUUAAUUUAAUGGAGACGGAAAGUCAUUCGCCAAAUCAGACUACUUCUAUGAAUAAUUCCUUACGUUCAAUUUCAUUCGCUGGCCGUGAGAAAUAGUCACCGCCAUUUCCCUGCUUAGCGCCAAUCCGUAAUUUAAGUGGGGGCGAAAUGGGAUGGGAGUAGUAUUGCGCACGAAAAAUACUAGUGGGAAUUUUUAUUAUCAUACCAUCCGGAUUCCUUCUACUUCAACUUGCGGAUGUUUCGUUAUUUCGUUUGGUUGAUGGUUGCCACACUGAAAUUAAAUAAUUUCGUUGAUUGUGUUUCUUCAGUUCAAUAUCUUACGUAAUAGCAUUACCAUAACACAAUUUUUUGCAUGCGUAAAAGUCUAUUUUUUUUGAAAAUUUGGCCCGGCGGCGUAAAAAACAUACAUACAUGUCUAUGUCAAUUGUCAUACAAAUUUAGGGAUUCUAAUCUCUUUUCUCAAUCUGUUGUUCAGGGCCAGUGAAGCAAAUUUUCCGACAGCAUAUGGCAAAAUUUGACAAGCCAAAACAAAGAGCCGCAACAGCCAACAUUUAUAACAAAAAAGUUUCGAAAAAGUAAUUAACAAUUUAAAAAGUUAUAUUUAUACUUACUAGUCCUAAUUGUAAUUAAAUUACUCUUAAAUUCGACAAAAAAAAUUGCAUUUGAAUUCUAUGUAAAAAAUAAAAGUUAUAAAAUAAAA
Molecule: messenger RNA, 2503 nt
Organism: Planococcus citri (citrus mealybug)
Lineage: Eukaryota; Metazoa; Arthropoda; Insecta; Hemiptera; Pseudococcidae
Product: baculoviral IAP repeat-containing protein 6-like
Exons: 8
Coding region: 587-1009 (140 amino acids)
Source: RefSeq, a predicted model, not a curated record